AUGCCUAGUAAAGAUACAAACAGUGACUUGCUAAAGAGGUUGCCAAUUCCUGAUUUAAAUGAAACGUUGGAGAAAUAUUUGACAAGAGUAGAACCUUUGCAAGAUGCUAGACAGAAUAGAAAAACCAGAAAAUGUGUUCUUUCCGAUGAAAAUGUUGAUCUUAUGCGUACUUUACAUGAAAGAUUAGUCCAAUACGACGGUCAAUUGGCAAAGGAUGUACCUCAAUCAUCGUAUAUUGAGCAAUUUUGGUACGAUGCCUACCUUUUGUAUGAUGCAUCGGUGGUCUUAAACUCCAAUCCUUUCUUCCAAUUGCAGGAUGAUCCCACGAUUAGAGAUACCUCGGAGACUGGCAGUGGUCCUUAUGGUAUUUUUACCGGUCAAGUUAAGCGUACAGCUAAGUUAGUCACCUCCAUUCUCAAGUUUAUUAGGGAAAUUCGUCAUGGAACCCUGACUAAAGACAUGAUUCGUGGAAAAAUUCCACUUUCGAUGGAUCAGUAUGGCAAAUUGUUUGGUUCUAGUAGAAUUCCACCUGGACCAGGACAGGAAUCCUGUCAUUUGCAAACUGAUACAACAUCCCACCAUGUGAUUGUCAUGUACAAAUCGCAGUUUUACUGGUUUGAUGUGCUAGAUGUUAAUAAUUUCCCUAUCUUUUCAACACCGGAGGAGUUGGAAUGGAAUUUAUACUCCAUCAUCAUGGACAAUGAAAAAAAACCGCUUGAUGUCGAUGCUGAUGAGGCGCCAAAUAUUCCCUUUGGUGUGUUUACCACGGAAAAUAGGCGGGUAUGGGCUAAUAUAAGAGACUACGUUUUCCACGACUCGGACCCUGCAAAUUGGAAGAAUCUGAAGAUCAUUGAUAGUGCUUUGUUCGUCAUUUGCCUAGAUGAUGUUUCAUUUAAAAAUGAAGAGAAAGAUGAACUGGUGAAAUCAUUGUUAUGUGGUACCUCAGAGAUCGAACUGGAUCCUACUAAUACUUCAAGGCCAUUUGGUGUGCAACGCGGUACUUGUUCAAAUCGCUGGUACGAUAAAUUACAACUCAUUGUGACAAGAAACGGUAAAGCAGGUAUAAACUUCGAGCAUACUGGCAUCGAUGGGCACACAGUUUUGAGAUUGGCGACUGAUAUUUACACGGAUUCGAUUUUAAGCUUCGCUCGCGGCGUCACAAAUGUGGUUCCUGACAUCUUUCAAAGUAAUGACGCUGUGAAACCAGUUCCAAAUAAACCAUCGCGAGCUAACGUUAUAACGAUUCCAAGGAAACUUGAGUGGAAAGUUGAUUCGUUUUUAUUAUCAUCUCUCCACUUUGCAGAGACUAGAGUUUCCGAUGUAAUCUCCCAGUAUGAAUUUGCUACCUUAGAUUUUGAACAAUACGGCUCUACCCAUAUGAAGUCAACUUUCAAGACUUCGCCUGAUGCUUUCGUCCAACAGAUAUUUCAAGUUGCCUACUAUGCGCUUUAUGGUAAAUUCGAGACUACAUAUGAACCCGCAAUGACCAAGAUGUUCCAAAACGGCAGAACAGAAGCUAUCAGGUCAGUGACUCACGAAUCCAAACGAUUCGUGAAAUCAUUGUUUGAUCGUAAACCCACAGAUGAAGAACGCAUCAAGCUCUUGCAGCAGGCCUGUGCAGAGCACUCGCGGAUUACAAAGGAAUGCUCCAUGGGCAUGGGUCAGGAUCGUCAUCUGUACGCCUUGUACUGUCUAUGGAACGAGUCUUACAAGGACCAGAUACCACUGCCACCUAUUUUCCAGGAUAAUUCGUGGAGUCUUCUCAACACAAACGUGCUCAGUACGUCGAAUUGUGGUAACCCAUGUCUAGCGUCCUUUGGAUUCGGCCCAGUGACAGCCAAUGGGUUCGGUAUUGGUUAUAUCAUUCGCGACAACUCGGUUUCCGUUGUUGUUUCUUCAAGACACAGGCAAACGCACAGGUUCCUCUCUUUGAUUGAAAAAUCGUUCUUGGAGGUCGAUCACAUCUUCGAAAGACACGCUGCCGGGAUCAGUGCAGUCAGUGCCCCAGUUGACGAUGAUACGAGACGCACCACCGCGAAGCCCAGGGCCAACUCUGCACUGAAAUCGGAGGAUCUCAGGUUCCUACUUGGUGGGUACGAUUAUUUCGACGUGAGUGUCUCGGGAUAA
Molecule: messenger RNA, 2127 nt
Organism: Torulaspora delbrueckii
Lineage: Eukaryota; Fungi; Ascomycota; Saccharomycetes; Saccharomycetales; Saccharomycetaceae
Gene: YAT1
Product: carnitine O-acetyltransferase YAT1
Exons: 1
Coding region: 1-2127 (708 amino acids)
Biological process (GO): carnitine metabolic process
Cellular component (GO): mitochondrion
Molecular function (GO): carnitine O-acetyltransferase activity
Source: RefSeq, a predicted model, not a curated record